AUGCUCCGCCGAAUCCUGUUUUGGAAAGGGCAGUGUUUGCUGCUUCUGCCGUACAUUUCGCUGAUCGAAGAGAAGAAACGAUACUUCGAGGAUCUCUGUGAGGCCAACGGUCUUUUCGUGGAGUGUUUCCACUCCAGCGGCUCGCAGUGUUUGGAUCCUCACAUCGACAUCGCGAUCAGCACCGUCGAAAAAGCCAACAGCAUUGUCAAUCGCUGUCUUCUCGACGGCCAAAAGCCUCGCAUCAACCUCGUGAUCAUCGACGAAGCCCACACGUUGGAAUCCGAGCGCGGCCAUCUCAUCGAGCUGCUUCUCCUCAAGCUCCGCUCCCUCAACCCGCACCUUCAAGUCAUCGCUCUCUCCGCCACGCUCUCCUCCCCCGUCUCGCUGGCUCGCUGGCUCCACGCCCAGCUCUAUCUCUUCCCCUCCGCGCCCUCGGGGCUUUCCGAGUCCAUCGUGAGCGGCGGCCGCGUUACCACGCUGGACGGUUCUCUGCAGCGCACCCUGCAGAGCCGCGAUCGAGCGUCUUCCUUCCUCGAGUUGGUGCGCGAACGCGUGGCUCACGGCGAUUCGGUGCUGGUUUUCUGCCCCACCAAGGCGCAGAGCGAGCUCGCCGCGCAGCGAGCGGCCGCAGCCCUCCCUCCGCUGAGCGCAGCGCGCGUUCGCGAGGUUCAGGAAAGUCUUCGCGGGUACCAGCAGCGGCACAUCACGCCGUUCGAUCCUCUGCUGGCGAGUCUGCUGCUCCGCGGAGCGGGCGUGCACCACGCGGGACUCACCGAUGCGGAGCGAGUGCUGGUGGAGGCGCUGUUCCGACGACGGUGUCUGCGCGUGCUGGCCGCGACCUCCACGCUUUCCGCGGGAGUGAAUCUAAACGUGGACGCGGUGAUCGUCGACGGGAUUCGGCGCUGCGGACAGAUGUACUCGCCCACGGAGUACGCGCAGAUGAUUGGACGCACGGGGAGAAUGGGGCAGGCGAAAAGGGGAACCGUGCUGGUCCUCGUCGAUCCCCGCGAUGAGCGGGAGUUUCGUGAUCGAAUUCGGUCGGGAAGCGGCGUGGAGAUUCGGCGUGGGAACUAUGUGCGGACACGCUGGUGUUGGUGCCGAAUUCUUUUAGAAGUGGUGGCACUGGGGAUCGAAACGCGGCUAAAUGAACUCAUUGCGUUGGUGAGAAAAUUCUCCUAUUUUUCCUAUCUUUCUGGUGAGUUUCCGAAUGAAAUGGGAAAGGAAUUGUGCAAUGCGUUGCCUCUUGAAUCCCCCAUCGAAUCCCCCAUCGAAUCCCCCAUCGAAUCCCCCAUCGACUCAUCCAUUGAAUCGAACCCUCCUUCACCUCCUAUCAAAUCAUCCGCUUCUUCUCCCCAUUCUGAUAUAACGAGUCUCUUUGAGAUUCUCCCGCGCGAUGCCAAUUCCUGGGAGCUCCGCAUCGCGAGCUGGCUCUCUCCCUCAUCGCAGCCCCACCUUUACGAGCUCGCUUCCUCUCUCUGCUGGCUGGUGCGCCACCAGUUUCUCCUUAUCCUUCCUUUAUCUUCCUCUUCUUCUUCCUCUUCUUCCUCGCCCCUCACUCCAUUCUCCAUGCGCUGCGUACCCACCGAACUGGGCGAAGCCUCCUUUCUGAGCCGACUCAACGUCAGCGAGGUGGCGUCGCUCGCCCGCUCGCUCUCCCAGCUCAACACGCGCGUGGACGUGAGCAACUCGCUGCAGAUCGUGUACCACCUCACCCCGCUCAGCGCGGAGCUCCGCAUCCCCAUCGCGGCCGCUCUCGAAUACGUCCACCGCUUUCUCACCGAUGCCGAAAUGCAGUUCGCCGACCGCGAGCUCCUCCCCCUCCACGUGCUCGCCGCUCUGCGCGAAGGCCGUGGGGCGGAGUCCUUUUCUGCGGACACCCAGAGCCGCCUGAAACGCUUUUUAGCCUGCUUAGUAGUGAACGAUUUGCUGCGAUUUGACAACUUGGAACGCACCAAACACAUCUUCGGACUCUCCAAGGGCGUGCUGCAGAGCUUGCAGACCGCGUGCAGGGUGUUCUACCAUACCAACCUGCGCGUGCUGAAGUGUCUGCAUUAUGAUUUGCUCUAUGAGGUGUUCAAAGGAUUCGAAAUGCACAUGGCCACUGACCUCACUCCCGAGACGCUCGCUCUUGUUAAUUUGGGCGUAGCUUUUUGUUUUAUACUCAGUCACACGAUAGGUCGAGCUUAA
Blastocystis hominis is the source of this 2187-nucleotide messenger RNA. RefSeq lists its product as hypothetical. The record is from RefSeq and is a predicted model, not a curated record. NCBI's taxonomy places the organism in Eukaryota, Bigyra, Opalinata, Blastocystidae. Bases 1 to 2187 code for a protein of 728 amino acids. The transcript is spliced from 3 exons. Gene Ontology annotation, molecular function: nucleic acid binding; ATP binding.